GCUCCGUGUCCAGCACCAUCACCACACAAACCACCGCCUCGGCCCUACCCUACUACCACACGCUCUACUCCAAGCCGCAGGGGGUCAAGAAGGUGCACGCGACCACCUUCGUCCCAGAGGUCGGCGUCUUCAGGGGUCCUACCUUCAAGGUCAUUCACAAAAACUCCACACCCCUGCCGGCGGUCGGACCGGCGGACGACCGGAACCGGACCGAGAUCAGACCGGCGUCUGACGGACGUCAUCGCUCACGGGACUGCACACCUUCUCCUUACCUGCUGUCGCCGUCGCGCGAGCUGACCAACACGUGCAGCCCGGCCAACACGGCGGUGGAGAUCUCGUCCAGUCUGGACACGGCCAGCCUCGACUCGGCCAGCGUCCGGUCCCCAGUCGGCCGCCAGCGUCCAUUCAGGACGAGAUGAUUCAGACGAUGAUUCCGAUGACGAGAUGAACGAGCUGGUCAUAGACGACAGCGCGCAUGAUCAGGACACGCCGGAAGAGACGCAGCCGGAAGUGAAGACGCCGGAUGAGGAGGUGGAAAAGGAUAAAGUGGCGCGCAGACCCGGAGAAUGUGAUACUAAAAGCGAGUUUUCCCCGGAGAAGCUGACCCUUCACCUGCCCUCUCGUAAACUGUGCCACGAGGAGGCCAUCGACUACAGCUUACCCAAAAAUUUCCUGCUCCGCGGUCAGGCCAGGAGAAUUUCCGGGGACUACGAGGCACGGCGCGCCCAGCUUAACCGGAGGGGUGACGCCCACUCGGGCGCCGGCGAACUGAAAAUACCGGGCGCCCCCAAGGCGUGCCCCCGGCACUCACAUUCCUCAGAAGAAUCGAUCCGCACCCCACACACAGCACCGGGCCCGUCCCCCAGGAAGAAGCUCCCGUCGACGGAUAAACAGCCCUUACGUCACAAGGUCGCAUCGCUGGCACCCGACGAUAGCCUCGUCAGAUGCGGGUCGGCCCCGCCCGUCACCGGCCUGACGGUGCCCACCGUGGCGGGGGCCGCGGCCAAAAAUAACUCGUCUUUCGGGGAUUCCCGUUUGUUGAAACCCAGUGCGGAUUUACAGGAAAAGUUUGAAUUACCGAGUGACCAUAAC
Physella acuta is the source of this 1092-nucleotide messenger RNA. RefSeq lists its product as uncharacterized. NCBI's taxonomy places the organism in Eukaryota, Metazoa, Mollusca, Gastropoda, Physidae. The record is from RefSeq and is a predicted model, not a curated record.